Striga asiatica is the source of this 1930-nucleotide messenger RNA. NCBI's taxonomy places the organism in Eukaryota, Viridiplantae, Streptophyta, Magnoliopsida, Lamiales, Orobanchaceae. The record is from the annotation of a GenBank genome assembly.
UUUUUUGAUAACUUUGCACUUAAAAUACUUAGAUAAAUAUUGUAUAAACUCGCACACCGUAGGUUAGAUUUUUUCGCUGUCCUUGUACGAAGGGAUAAUUGAAGCAAGUCUUGGCAUUUUGCAGUUGGCACCUUCACCUCCCACACAACACAACAACACAAAACCAAUUUACUUUACCCUCUUUUUUUCUUCUGUGCUCCCAUUACUCCCCUCAUUCUUACAUUUCUCCGCAGAAUCAAAACUACUCUCUAUAUUAAUUUUUUUCUCUUUAAACAGAGGAUCAAUUAUCCCGACUCCUUCUCUUUAGUUCGAGGAACUCAAGAUUGUUCACUGGUUUAACCCGUUCCAUUUAUCAACUCAAGCUUGUUCACUGAUUCCUUCCUGGGAUCCGUUUUUGGACCUCAAAUGUCUCUUCACUGUUCUCCAUUGGGCUUCAGCUGUGUUGAGCCGUCCAGUCAAUUGGUGGGCCCAUCUUCAUUUCUCAGGAAAUGCGCUACUCUGAAAGCAUCAUCUUUUUCAUCGCCGUCUCCUUCUUCGUUUCCAAGAUUCAGACUUCACGGAAAAGGAUUAGAAAGUGGUAAUGGAGCAGUUGAAAGCAAAGAGUCCCCUCUUGUGGUCUGCUUUGGGGAACUGCUAAUCGACUUUGUACCUACGGUUAGUGGAGUCUCAUUAGCCGAAGCACCUGCUUUUAACAAAGCUGCUGGAGGUGCCCCUGCUAAUGUUGCGGUUGGCAUUGCGCGUCUUGGUGGCUCAUCGGCUUUCAUAGGAAAGGUGGGCGAGGAUGAGUUUGGAUACAUGCUUGCCAACAUUCUAAAGGAGAACAAUGUAAAUAACGAAGGGAUGAGGUUCGAUUCAGGGGCUCGAACAGCUUUAGCAUUCGUGAGCCUGACAAAGGAUGGCGAACGUGAAUUCAUGUUUUAUCGAAACCCGAGUGCCGAUAUGUUACUGCAAGAGGCCGAACUUAACUUUGAGUUGAUCAAGAAGGCCAAAAUAUUCCACUAUGGUUCUAUAAGCUUAAUCACGGAACCUUGUAGAUCGGCCCACAUUACCGCCAUAAAGGCUGCUAAAGAAGCUGGCGUGAUUUUGUCUUACGAUCCGAAUUUGAGGCUUCCUUUGUGGGCUUCUGCAGAAAAUGCAAGGGAAGGCAUUCUUGGCAUAUGGGAUAUGGCUGAUAUAAUUAAGAUUAGCGAAGAGGAGAUUCGCUUUUUGACCAAUGGAGAAGACCCAUAUGACGACAACAUUGUUCGUAAAUUGUACCAUGAGAAUCUCAAACUUCUCCUUGUCACUGAAGGUUCUGAAGGAUGCAGAUAUUACACCAAGGAAUUUAGUGGAAGAGUGAAGGGUUUGAAGGUACAAACUGUAGACACCACUGGUGCUGGUGAUGCUUUUGUAGCCGGAUUUCUAUCACAACUGGCUUCUGAUACCUCAUUGCUUCAGAAUGAGAAUCAGUUGAGAGAUGCUUUAAGUUUCGCAAAUGCUUGUGGUGCUUUGACUGUGACUGAAAGAGGUGCUAUUCCAGCUUUGCCUGCUCGAGAAGCUGUCCUCAAUGCCCUUCUCAAGUCAGUUGCAUCAUAGAUCUUCUCGUUUAAUCUUGCAUAAUUAGCAUAUAUAUGUCCGUAAUUCCAAUAUCAUGUUUUUGCUGUGAUUUGAUUUAUAAUACAAUAUCAUGUUUGUCACUUGUAAAUCUGAUGAUUAAAAAAAUUUGAUCUUUUAACUAAUUCAGUUUUCUGUUGAGCCUAAUAGUCAACUAUACCUAAUAGCUAUCAAGUCUACAACAAUCAGACAAGGGUUGAAGGGUCAGAUUAUUCAUCAUUUAUUAAUUCUGGGAUAUUUUGUGUCUUCAACCGCAAGUAAAUUAAUAAAUUUACCCAAGAUGAAAAUCUUAUGAUAACAGACUCUUUAGAAAUGUCAUUUCUUUCUGUUCUAAAAU